AUGCCUAGAAUAUGUUUGAAUGUUUUGGUGGGCAUUCCAGGCUCAGGAAAAACUACAUACUGCCAACAAAUUGUUGCAUUACCUCGCCGCCAGUUCGAAGUGGUGCAUGUGUGCUAUGAUUCGUACAUUAAGAUCGAUGUUAAUUACGACAAGUUUCGAGAUGUAAAAGGCUUGUACAAGGUGUAUCGACAGAAGCUUCUAUCGUACGUGGAAAUGAUUAUACUGAGCUUCAAAGAGAACGACCAAUCAAAGCUAAACGAAGUUGUAGCACGUUGGAGUAAACAAUUUGAAAAUGAGUUGCACAUUUCGUCAAACGCUAUGAUUUCAGAUGUUGUGCUUCUUAUCGACGAUAAUAAUUAUUACAGAAGCAUGCGACGGGAAUGGCAAAAGAUUGCUAGCAAACUUGCCAUCGGCUAUUUAGAAACUUAUUUCGACACUGCUCUUUCCACUGCAAUCCAAAGAAAUCGAGAGCGACCUCAACCCAUCGAUGAGCAAAUUAUUAAUCAGAUGUGGAUGCGGUUAGAGAAACCGAACGGGAAGCUUUAUCAACGUGAGGAAGAUGUUAUUACAGUUCAGGAAAAUGUCGAGUACGAUCGUGUUGUUGGGCAAAUAGAAUAUUGCUUGGAACACCCACAAGAACAUUCUGCAGUACCGAAGACGGUAGCAGAACCCAUGGAGCAAUCGGAGGUUCAUAAGACAGACAUUAUUUUACGGAAACUUAUAUCAAAGAAAAUGGUCGAAGCGAAAGAUAGUAUGUCGAAGCAAGAACUCCAAUUCUUCGCUAAGAUAUUGCAAGAAAGGAAAAGGCGUAUAUUGGAGCAAAUCCGGAAAAGCGAACUAAAUGUAACAGAGGAGUUGAUGAAUAGUGCUGUUGAGGAGCUAUUCUAAAUAUGUUGCAGUUUCCACUAAGUUCUACCAUUUCAAUAAACAUUAUGAAGCAAAUUGGUUUCCAAUAUAUUAAA
Anopheles funestus (African malaria mosquito) is the source of this 962-nucleotide messenger RNA. It is a transcript of the gene Pstk, whose product is annotated as L-seryl-tRNA(Sec) kinase. Lineage: Eukaryota; Metazoa; Arthropoda; Insecta; Diptera; Culicidae. The record is from RefSeq and is a predicted model, not a curated record. Gene Ontology annotation, molecular function: tRNA binding; kinase activity. Bases 1 to 888 code for a protein of 295 amino acids. The transcript has a single exon.